AUGCACGCGCCAGCUAUCACCGAGCACAUGACGUGCCCACCCUUCCAGCGUGGGCCCAAGGGCGCGUGGGCCAACGGGCCGCCAGGCGAGUCGGCAUCCAUCAAGGCGCUCAAGGCCGAGCUCAGUGCCCUACGCGCCCAGGUCGGAGGAGGUGGUGGAUCAGUGCAACGUCCAGCGACGCAGCCCCAGCCGCCUCAGUCAGACUUCACCUUCGGGCAAGUUGUGCAGUUCCCCAAGGCUUACAAGAUUGAGGACACUGUCAUCACAACGGUGCAGCAGAAGCAGAUUGCAGAGCAGGAAGCCAAGCCAACAACUGCCAUUGCUGUCCAACACAGGGUUGAGAACUCGAAGAGGAAGGUGGAGCGCCUGAAGCAGAAGGUGCUCAGCUUCACGCAGCAGCGCGGCGAGCUGGACAAGGCCAUCACGGAGGCCGAGCACCAGCUCACGGAGGCGCGCUCGGAGCUGGAGCGGAACAUCAAGGUGUCGCAUCGAGUGCACCUUGAGCAGGCGGCUGACCCGCUCGAGCUCGGCUUCGCAGGUCUCACGGCCUCAGUCAAGGACUCGGCCGACGGGCGCCAGGCCCUUGAAGUGCUGCGCAGGUUGCAGGAAGCGGCCGCCAAGAAGGCCGCCGAUGAGCAGGCAGCAGCGCCUGCUCAAGCCAAUUCCUCUGCUGCUCCAGCUGGCGCUGGCGCUCCUGAUGCUGGCGUCGCAGGCGGGGGCCCACAAGCUGGCGCAGCAAUUGGGGCGACUGGGGCAGCUGGAUAUUCCAAGAUGGAAGAAGACGACUUUGACGACUCGGAGUCCCACGAUAGCCUCAAGCGCCUCUACGAGCGCGGCGCAGAGAAGGACGCCGCGCCCUGGGACUACAACGUGAUCGACGCGGAGUGGUCCUGCGGCUUCGCGGUGCCCGCGCGGCAGGCUCGCCCUCAGAUGUCUCUGAGCGGCGGCAUGAGCAGGCGUUAUGGCAUUUGCUCCUUCACUGGUACCGUCUGCGUCUUCAUCGAGUACUUCGGCUCCCGAAGGCACGCGCUGCCCAGUUCCGUCAGCUCGACUGAAAGCCGUCUCGCAUCGGACAUCGAGGCGGUCAACGUGUCUGGUGCGAUGUUGCAGGAGCGCCGCUGUGAGUUUCAGGGCGUGGCUGCCAAGGGCGUUUAUGCUGGUCACUUUCAGGUCGCGAGCGGAGGCUGCGCGGCGGUAGCGUCAAUUGAUGGGCCUCCCGAGCCAGCGCCCUCGAAGCCCAAGGGGGGCGCCAAGUCGCUCACCAUUCUCGGCGUGAGCGCGAACGCCUGGAGCACCGCUGAGAUGGUGGUGGAGUGGCUCAUGGACCGCGGCAUUCGGCACGGCGGGUUGGACGUGGUCCCAGAUGCGCUCAGUGCGCAGGAGAUUAGGCUGAAGAACCCGGACAAGGUGGCUACCAGCAUCCUCAUCCCGACGGUGGUUGACCUGGUCCGCGGCAAGAUGUCCCCGCUGACGGGCAAGCAGGUGUCCGUCGUGGCCGCGGGGGGCAUCUUCGACGGCCGUGGCCUCGCGAUGGCGCUGUCGCUGGGCGCGGACGCCGUGUGGGUCGGCACCCGAUUCGUGGCCUCCGCGGAGGGCGGCGCGCCGAGGGCGCACAAGGAGGCCGUGGUCGCGGCCGGGGUGCACGACACGCACCGGUGCGAGGCUUUCAGCGGGAGGCCGCUGCGGGUCAUCAAGACGAAGUACUCCGAGAAGUGGCUCGGCAGCCGGCUGGGCGAGAUGAGGGAGCUGCUCGCCAAGGGGACGGUGCCCGUCGAGGCGGACUUCGCGAGGUGGCAGAGCGCGGAAGGCGACGAGGAGGAGCAGAAGAGGUUGGCGCAGCAGUUCGGCAUGGACAGCUUCGGCACCCAGAUUGCCUCGCAGGUGCACCUGUGCGGCCAGGGCUCCGACGUGCCCCGCGCAACCGCCAUGGCAGCAGGCCGCACGUCGAUCACGGCUCCAGGGCUGCCCCUCGCCAAGCCCGUGGCAUGCCCGCCGCACUCUGCCAUGCGAGGCAAGUAG
Molecule: messenger RNA, 2019 nt
Organism: Prorocentrum cordatum
Lineage: Eukaryota; Dinophyceae; Prorocentrales; Prorocentraceae
Source: the annotation of a GenBank genome assembly